Anastrepha ludens (Mexican fruit fly) is the source of this 1313-nucleotide messenger RNA. RefSeq lists its product as uncharacterized. NCBI's taxonomy places the organism in Eukaryota, Metazoa, Arthropoda, Insecta, Diptera, Tephritidae. The transcript has 3 exons. Bases 95 to 1171 code for a protein of 358 amino acids. The record is from RefSeq and is a predicted model, not a curated record.
AAAAUCCCACCUUCAGAUCCGGCAUCACCACCAUUGCGAUAAUAUUGCGUCAUGUUAUUUAUUAUUUAUUCAACUGGUUUACUGCUUCGAUGUGAUGUUUAACUCCAGGUCUACCAAUCUUUUAAAAUCAAAAACUCCCACACUAAUUCAUACUAGAAUCACCAUGGACAGCGCUGUACCAACGUCCAAUUUCAAUCCAAAAAUAUCUUUGGAGACACCUUUAAAAGAUUACGAGCGGCUUAUGAACGAAAAAGUUGAAUCGGAGGAUAUAGAUGACGACGAUGUUCUGCAGAGUAAUUAUCAGAAAAUAUCGGCAGCAGCACGUGAAGCUCUAUGGGAGUUGCUUUUUGGGUCUGAUUCCUUAACGAAAGAGGAUCAAGCUAAAAUUGCUGCUUUUUUAAAUAAGUUGAAAGAAGAUGCAUGUUUCAAUGACCCAUUUACGUAUAAUAACUGGAUUACUGGUAUUCGCGAUGAACUAUUGAAGCGACAGAUGCUGGAUUUUUGGCGAGAACAUAUGGUAGAAAAAGAAUUGGGUCCUUGCUGGGCAAGAGAUUCUGACUAUUUUGACGAUAUGGAAGAUCCAAGACCAGCUGCUUUCUAUAAUUAUGCUGGUUGUGUUGCUCCUUUUGGACAAGUAACUGGGGAGAGGCGAAAUUCUGCUAUACCAGAAAUGCCGCAAUCUACCACAGAAGAUCGUGUAGAUCUUGAUGCAGAUUUUGAAGCAGACAUCUCUACUGAUACGCCAGCUGAUGACUACGAAAACUUAAUGAAUACAAAAGUUCGAGCAGAUCAACUUGUCGAGGAUGAAAUCAUUAAACGUAAUUUUACCAAAAUUGCAAUAGCAGCGCGUGAUAUUAUCUGGAAACUCUUAUUUUCGAAAGAAACUGUUUCCGAAGAAAGUCAAACUAAAGCCGGCGACUUACUAUAUAAGUUAAAAGCCGAUGCAUGCUUUUUUGACCCUUGGUCUUAUAAUAAAUGGAUAAGUUCGGUUCGCGAUGAGCUACUCAAGCGCCAAAUGGUUGAUUUCUGGCGUGAGCAUAUAGUAGCCAAAGAAUUGGGGCCUUGCUGGGCAAGAGAUUCUGAUUAUUUUGACGAUAUGGACGAUAAAGAGCCAGCGGAGUUUUAUAAUUGCGCUGGUUGUGUGGCACCUUUCAGCAAACCUGAAAGUUAAGGUGUAGAAAUAAAAUGAAAAUAUAAUCGAAUAGGUACGCACUAUGUGUAAGGCAGUGCGAAAUCAUUUGUACUGCUUUUCUUAAGCUACCUUGUAAAUACGGGAUAAAUAAAAUAUACCAAAAUGUUUCAACUCUUUCAAA